AGAAAAGUGAACGAAUAAACACGAGAGAAAAUUAGCAAAUCGUAAAACAGAAAUAGAAAAAUGAUCUUGAGGCGAGCUGUUGUCGCCCGAUUGAUCGACUUCUGACGAUUUUAAUCGAUUGAUUGACAGAAAAUUUUUUAUUUAUGCCUUCGUCCGGAAACAAAUCCCCUGAGGGCAACGAUAUUAAAUUCAGCCCUAAUGAAGAGUAAUCUACACUGAAAUCUCGAAUGUCUUCCAAAUGGUAGAAAAUAAUUUUGCAGUUUCUUCAAAGGAAUAAGGAACACUUAUUAAUGAAAUUUUACAAAUAUCAGUUAUUAAUUAAUAAUGGAGGACAACAGAAAAAUUGUAGUGCUGCACCACGACCGGAAUUAUCUGGUCAUUGACAAGCCUUAUGACAUGGUUGUGAACAGCAAUGACUCCUCCAAAAUUACUCUGCAGACAGAGAUCAAGAGAUUAUUUCCCCAUCUGGCGAAUCCAGGAUUGAGGCACGAGUUUUAUUUUGUUCACAGACUGGACUACGCCACGAGUGGAGUCAUCUGCGUGGCUCUUACCAGGAACUCAGCUAGAGCUGCUUCAGUGACUUUCGAGAAGAGGUGUGCCAAGAAAUAUUACCUGGCACUGGUUCAUGGCCAUGUGGAAGAAGAUUGCCUCGUUGUUAGAGAAGCUAUUGGUGAUGACAUUCGAGAGCUCCUCGGCAGCAAGAGGAUGUGCACAAGUAGCGAGUAUUGUAAAAAUCCUAGAGACUGUUUCACAGCAAUACUAGUCCUCGAAAAAGGUCUUCGUAAUGGAAAACCAGCGACAAAAGUGCUGCUACGUCCUGGAACAGGACGUAGACAUCAGCUACGUGUCCACUGCUCCCACAUAGGGCACACCAUCAUCGGAGACUACACCUACAGCGAUCGUCAGGAUCACGAGCCCCACAGAACUUUUCUCCAUUCAUUCAGACUGAUCCUGGAGACUGAUAUCGUUAAUCUGGACAUCCAAACUCCAGACCCUUUCGACCCAUCAGAUGACAGAAACAAGUGGACCCCCACAGAAGUCCUCAGGGGCAUCGACAAAGAGACAUUCUCAGCCAUCGACAAAUUAUUUCCAUGAAGAACAAUUUUUUUUCUACGUUUUGUUGAUUCCGUACUGUUUAAUAAAGACUAUUUUCAUAAUAAAACCGACGAUCCAAAGAC
Messenger RNA from Fopius arisanus, 1178 nucleotides. RefSeq names its product RNA pseudouridylate synthase domain-containing protein 1. NCBI's taxonomy places the organism in Eukaryota, Metazoa, Arthropoda, Insecta, Hymenoptera, Braconidae. The coding region runs from base 325 to 1095 and encodes 256 amino acids. The transcript has 5 exons. Gene Ontology annotation, biological process: enzyme-directed rRNA pseudouridine synthesis. Gene Ontology annotation, molecular function: pseudouridine synthase activity; RNA binding. The record is from RefSeq and is a predicted model, not a curated record.